CAAACUUGGAAGUAAAGUCUCAGAUUCCUCAGACCUGUGGCCCAAAACAUUUGCUAUGGCAUGCAUUGCAGUCAUUCCUGUCCUGCUGAUAUUAAGCUUUUUCCAACAUAAGACAUUGUUUUGCACAAUUCUGGCAAGUGGAAAAGAAGAUAUAAAGGAUGCACUUAGGCUACAUAAUGUUCUGUGGGCCACCAAGGAUGAUUCAAGAGUUAUUUUGUCCUGGAACAAUAACCUGACAAAAGAAGAAACCAAGAAAUACACUGUGAAGUAUAUUUUGAGUUAUAAGUUCUUCAAUACCUCUAAGGAAAGGAAAGAAAGACUGCAGGAGAAGGAAAAAAUAAUACGUCUUCAAUUGCACUCUGGUUUUAAUGCUAAAGUUAAGACACAACUUUUUGCAAAAGAAACAGAAGACAUGAUUGAGGAGAGUGACUGGACAGAAUUUACUUAUGAGGCACCUCCAGUUUACAUUCAGAAUCUUUCGUGCAUCAUAUAUAAUGUUUCUUUUUUCAAUUGCACAUGGCACAUCAAAGCAGAAGCUCCUGAAGACAUCCAGAUCUUUUUCUCAUACAAACAUGUAGGAAAGGUUUUUGCAUGCCAGCAAUAUAUAAAAAAUGCAAGGAAGAAAAAUAUUGGAUGCUAUAUGAAACAAAUGCAUUUCCAACCAUCAAGGAAAAUAAAUUUAAAUAUAACUGUGAGGAAUCUGACAAAUAGCUCAAGAGGACCAUCUUAUUACAAAUCUUUCACACCUCAGACAAUAGAGAAGCUGAACCCACCAAUCAAUGUCUCAGUUUCAAUUGAAAACAGAAGUAUUAAAAUUCAUUGGAAACCUCCACCUACUAUUGGUUCAGCAAGGAAAAAGUGUUUUUUGUACCAAGUGAAAAUAACAGAUCACAAGAUUGCAAAUGUCACUGAUGAGAACUAUAAGUAUCCAUUUCAUAAGCCAGCAAAAAGAUGUGCAGCACAAGUGAGGGUAAAGAAGGAGAUUUGCAUAGCAAACAAGAUCUGGAGUGAAUGGAGUGAACCAGUAAUUAUUCAUGAUGAAAAGACAGUGGAUAUUCUACUGCUAAGCAUCGCAUUGUUUUGUCCUCUGGCUUUCCUUGGAGGUCUGCUGAUACAUGCAUGUAGAAGGUACAGAUGCCUGGAAAUUUUAACCACACCUGUUCCACAUCCUUCAAAUAAUAUCAAAACGUGGUUAGCAGAUGAGACUCACCACCAGCAACAUAUGUCAAUGCAAAUGGAGAUGAAUUCAGAGAUUACUCUGGGAACAGCAGAAGAGAACAGAGAUGAGAACAUUGAACUUCAGAAAUGUUUGAAGGAAUUUGUGUUAGAAGACCUGUAGAGAUGACAUGCCUUUUUUAUCUGCAUGCAAGUGUACCUUUCCAUGAGAUGGACAAUAUUCUAACAGAUAAAAGGACACCUGAUAGGAGAGUUUGUCUGAGCCCAAUAACUUUUGCUCUGACAACAUGUAACUCUUAAAAUUUGCUUUGGAUCACAGAUGCAAAGCAAUAUCUUGCAGUUUGCCUCAAAAAACCUGAUCUUCAGACCAGUAAAAUUAGAGCAUCUCAAAAAACAUGAGAGGUCAUGUUAUUGAGGUCCACUUGGGUCCACAUUAUAUUCAGGUCCACUUGGGUUAAAAAGAAAUUAAUGUUUCAUAAUGCUACAAUAGCUUCCAAGCACUGUCUGAUAGAUCAAGACCUUUUGAAGAUUGGCUGUUCAUACAAAUCUCAUGCUAGCUAUUCAACAUCAGAUUGAAGUGGUCAUGAGAAAUGGUAGAAGCAAUAAAUGUUUCUGGACACAGCAAGAGAAUCUCACAAGUGUUCUCUAAAACUCAAAACAAAAAAAAAUCCCUUUCUGAGUCACUGCAUUGUGUAAACACACAUCAACCAGAAAGGAGAGAUACAUGUGAAGACAAGGUCUUUUAAUGUUGUAGACUUUGCAGUUGGUAAAAUAAGUAAGACGAGAAAAAUUCAGACGUGGUAAAGAAAACAAAGUUUUCUGCUGUAUUGUGAUUCUUUAAAGUAAGUUUAAUUCAGAGAAGUUAUAAGUUCAGAACUGACAAUUUUUUGCUAUUUAUUUUUCCCUAUCCUAUUAAAGAAUCAUUCCUACUGAUUCCAUGAGGUGAUGAGUUAUGCUAGUUCAUUUUCAUGUAUACAAUCAGGGCAUGUAUACAAUUAUUCUAACUCUUAGCUGGGAGUGUGUUUAUUUGACUAGAAGGGAAUGAAUUGACUUUGCAAGGAAGGUGUUUCUUUUCUGAAAGUGGGAAAUCUAAAUCAAUGAUGGACAUAAUUGUCUGGAAGGUUUGGAAAAUGCCUAAAAAUUACUUGCUUUCAUUACUGGUAAUAUUUUUCCA
Molecule: messenger RNA, 2350 nt
Organism: Passer domesticus (house sparrow)
Lineage: Eukaryota; Metazoa; Chordata; Aves; Passeriformes; Passeridae
Product: interleukin-5 receptor subunit alpha-like
Exons: 10
Coding region: 56-1339 (427 amino acids)
Biological process (GO): cytokine-mediated signaling pathway
Cellular component (GO): external side of plasma membrane
Molecular function (GO): protein binding; cytokine receptor activity
Source: RefSeq, a predicted model, not a curated record